Limulus polyphemus (Atlantic horseshoe crab) is the source of this 822-nucleotide messenger RNA. Its product is annotated as tigger transposable element-derived protein 6-like. The record is from RefSeq and is a predicted model, not a curated record. The transcript has a single exon. Lineage: Eukaryota; Metazoa; Arthropoda; Merostomata; Xiphosura; Limulidae. Gene Ontology annotation, molecular function: DNA binding. Bases 1 to 822 code for a protein of 273 amino acids. Gene Ontology annotation, cellular component: nucleus.
AUGCCUGGCAAACGCAAACACCUCACUAUUCAGCAAAAGAUGGAAGUCAUCAAAAUACACGAUAAAGGUGCUAAAUGUGUACAUAUUGCCACAGAAAUGCAGUGUGGAAAAACACAGAUUCAAACGAUCGUAGCUGAUAAACAAAAAAUCAAAGCCCUCUGGGAAAGUGGUUCCAAUCCUGCAAUGAAAGUGACCAAAGUGAGAAAAACUGCCAAUCAUGAGCUCAAUGAACAGGUGUUUGAAUGGUUUUGCAAUGCUCGAUCGAAAGACAUUCCAAUCACUGGCAAAUUAAUCCAAGAAAAAGCAGUCAUGCUCUCUGUCGAGCUUGGUCUUGAUGAUUUCUCUGCCUCAAAUGGCUGGCUAGAUCGUUUCCAGAAACGGCACAACAUAUCCUGUUCUGUCCUGUCUGGUGAGGGGGCGUCAGUCAACGAGGAGACGGUCAACGACUGGUGCAGCCGUCUGGAGAGCAUGUGCGAGGGGUACAGUCUCAAAGAUAUGUUCAAUGCCGAUGAGACUGGCCUCUUCUAUCGUGCUCUCCCAACCCGCUCCCAAGUCAUUCGCGGCGACAAGUGCCACGGGGGCAAGUAUUCAAAGGAGAGGAAAACCGUACUACUUGGCUGCAGUGCGACAGGCGAGAAGCUCGCCCCCCUCGUCAUCGGUCGUGCUGCCAAUCCCCGAUGUUUCCGUGGCUAUUCAACGUCUUCAUGUCUUGCUGCCUGUCACCUACCAAGCCAACAAACGUGCCUGGACGACAUCCACAAUUUUCAAAGACUGGCUCCAAAAAAUGAACAACAAAAUGACUUGAAAAACGUAAAAUCAUAA